CAUUGUUUUGGAGAUUCCAAUUGAAAAAUCCAUUGUUGUCGCGAAAUUUUUAAUCCGGGGAUUUAAAAAACAUCACAUGCUCGGUCGGGGGAUCGGGUGCUUGUGCACAACACGCAAAUAAACUGCAAAUUCCAUGAUCGGACUCUCAAUCCCAGGUUUCUUACUUUUUCCUAUUCAAAAUUGUUUCUACUCGUUACAAGUACAUUAUAUGGCAGAUUGAAGAGUUCGCAAAAGACAACGCGAGUACGACGAGGAUAAAGGAGAUUCCCACCCGGAUAACUUUUUCCAAAAAUAGGUGCAUCCACGGCAGUCUGUGAUUUAUAGGCCAAAUAUGACGUACGUUUAUAGCCAGCGGUCUUUGAUGGUCCUGUCUUCAUUAGGGAUCCUGUCUGGGAUUAUGUCUCUGCUAUCAGUCAUUCUGAUUUUCCAGAUACAAUCACAACAGAUUGCUGUGAAGGAAUCUCCCCCCAAAAUCUCCAUCAUGCCAACUAAUGUUUGGGAAGUGCUGAUGCCAGUGUCUACAGUGCUCUCUACUCUCUCUCUCACGCUCAAUUUGAGCUCCGUCAUGGUCUGCCUUCUGCAUAGCUACUUUACAACCGAGAUAUGCAGAGGAGAAGAAGAUACAGAAAGAGCAGACUGGUUCCUAUUGCAUAGCCAAGCUGUCCGACAUGUGGCCAUUGGAUUAUUUUGCCUUGGGGUUUCAGUAUACUUAGCAGCUAUGUCCAUCUACAUGCUGCUGGUGUUUGAGGUAGAGACAGGCAUCGCCAGCGCAUGCGUACUGGCCUCAGGCAUCCUGAUUCUGCUGGUGAUCGUGAUUCACUCACUGGUCAAAGCUGCCCGCACCGCCCAACACUACCACGGUGGGGAGUACACUGACACCCUGUAUCAGAACCAGCACAGCGGGUGCACCCCCGCCGUCCGCCACGGCGAGCUCCAAGACGGGGACAAACCCAGGAGGCACCGCAACAACUCCCAACUCCACCGACAGUUGUCCUACCCUCCAUGUACUGACCCAAAGCAGCAUCACCAGCAUCAUUCCCCAUCCCACGUCCCACAGAGCCACGGCAGUGACAAGGAGGGCUACAGUAGUGGUGGGAGUGGGGGUGGCUCGAGAAUGCACAGGACCCUGUCGACAGAGUCAGGGCCGCUGCAGUCUCCGUCUACGCCAUGGAAUGGCAUUAACAAUGAGAUGAGGAGCGUGCUGGCCCGCAAGUCAGGAGCCUCCAGUAAAGACUCUACUCUAGUGUGAGAUACACUGCACAAGUCAUCGCAGUUAGCACAAUACUAGUUAAUUCUGCCCAAACUAUCUACCGUUCCGAAGAAUACAGUAUGGAUAGAAAAUAGCUGAAGCUAUAUAAAAGCUCUGAGCUAUCCCUCCAUGAUCCAAGAACCACUACUACCAUUAAUGUACAUUUCAAUACAGACAUGGAAUUGUCAUUUUAAUACACCUUUCUUAACAUCCCUCUCCCUUAUUGCCUUUGUAUUGACUUUUUAAACACAAGCCAUGUUUGUUUCCAUCACUAUUAAGCUCUCUGUAGAAUGUUUACUUACUGGUAUUCCAAUGGAAAAUGUUAGUGACUUACUAGCUACAGCUAAUGCUUUUGUUGCUAUGUGAUUAUACAAUUUAAAGAUUUGCCAAUAAAUGCUUUCAUUUUCAAGUGUUUGGUAAAGACCAAGGAUGGUCUAUGGAAUAUAUUGCCCAAACUGUAUAUUGCAAUGUAUAGAUACAAUUUGUAGUCUAGUCUGCAUACUGUAAACAAAACAUUUUCCAUAACAGUGAAUAAACACGUUUUUAAAAAUAAUUUCAAAAGAUGAGUAUGUUGUUACAAAACACCCUGUCCUAAAAAUAAAGUGGAACAGUUUAAGUAAACCAGUAGCCUAAUAGCACAUUCAGGUUCAUUCUAGUGCACUUUUCUUGAUUUUGAAGUGAGUGCCUAGAAGUCCUUGUGGCCGAGUUAAAGCUAAGUAUAGCUUUGAGUGUGA
Molecule: messenger RNA, 1983 nt
Organism: Coregonus clupeaformis (lake whitefish)
Lineage: Eukaryota; Metazoa; Chordata; Actinopteri; Salmoniformes; Salmonidae
Product: transmembrane protein 221-like
Exons: 3
Coding region: 332-1249 (305 amino acids)
Source: RefSeq, a predicted model, not a curated record